Molecule: messenger RNA, 2222 nt
Organism: Carassius carassius (crucian carp)
Lineage: Eukaryota; Metazoa; Chordata; Actinopteri; Cypriniformes; Cyprinidae
Product: Y+L amino acid transporter 2-like
Exons: 10
Coding region: 154-1638 (494 amino acids)
Biological process (GO): amino acid transmembrane transport
Cellular component (GO): membrane
Molecular function (GO): L-amino acid transmembrane transporter activity
Source: RefSeq, a predicted model, not a curated record
CCCUUAUCUUUUUUGCUGUAGUUAAAGAUGCUGCCCUGUCCGCUAAUGUCACCAGUUAGACAAAGAAGAUAAACGAAGGACACAACAAGGUUGGAUAAGGCUGACAAGGACCCUUUCUGUCUCUGAGUGGCACCACUUAUUUCUGUGGACAGAAUGGAGAGUGACGCUGAAUCCAGAAAGCUGAACGUCCAGCCUGAGGGUCCUGCAGCCCUUUCAAAACCCAAAGAGAGCAUGCAGCUCAAAAAGGAAAUCUCUCUCCUGAACGGCAUAAGCCUCAUCGUGGGGAACAUGAUUGGCUCGGGCAUAUUUGUGUCACCAAAGGGCGUUCUGAUCUAUAGUGCCUCCUAUGGACUGUCUCUGGUUAUCUGGGCCAUUGGUGGCAUCUUUUCAGUUGUGGGUGCUCUCUGUUACGCCGAGCUCGGCACAACAAUCACUAAGUCUGGCGCCAGCUAUGCCUACAUCCUGGAGUCGUUUGGAGGCUUCAUAGCAUUUAUACGUCUAUGGACAUCACUGCUUAUCAUCGAACCAACAAGCCAAGCUGUAAUUGCCAUAACUUUUGCCAACUACUUGGUUCAGCCACUCUUCCCCACCUGCCAGCCUCCGUAUUCUGCUUCUCGCCUCAUUGCCGCAGCUUGUAUUUGCCUGCUGACCUUUAUUAAUUCCGCUUAUGUUAAGUGGGGUACCAGGGUGCAGGAUAUCUUCACUUAUGCCAAAGUGCUGGCCCUCAUCGUCAUUAUUAUCACGGGGAUAGUGAAACUGUGCCAAGGUUUUACAAUGAACUUUGAGGAUUCGUUCAAAGGCUCAUCUCGUGACCCGGGAAAUAUCGCUUUGGCAUUGUACUCGGCUCUUUUCUCAUACUCAGGCUGGGACACGCUUAACUUUGUCACAGAAGAGAUUAAGAACCCUGAAAGGAACCUUCCUCUCUCCAUUGCAAUCUCCAUGCCAUUUGUUACGAUCAUCUACAUCCUCACAAACGUGGCCUAUUAUGCUGUGCUGGACAUGAGUGCCAUCGUCGCCAGUGAUGCUGUCGCUGUGACAUUUGCAGACCACACUUUGGGAGUGAUGAGUUGGACCAUCCCUAUUGCGGUGGCUUUAUCCUGUUACGGAGGUCUUAACGCUUCUAUCAUUGCUGCAUCCAGGUUGUUCUUCGUGGGAGCUCGAGAAGGUCAUCUUCCAGAUUCUUUGUCUAUGAUUCACGUGGAGAGAUUCACGCCAGUUCCUGCUCUGCUAUUUAAUUGUGCCAUGGCCCUGAUCUACCUUACAGUGGAGGAUGUUUUCCAGCUGAUUAACUAUUACAGCUUCAGUUACUGGUUUUUCGUUGGCCUGUCUAUUGCUGGGCAGAUCUACCUUCGCUGGAAAGAGCCAGACAGACCCCGGCCACUGAAGUUGAGUCUGCUGUAUCCCAUCAUCUUCUGCUUGUGUGUUGUGUUCCUGGUGGCUGUGCCACUUUAUUCUGACACACUCAACUCACUCAUUGGAAUUGCUAUUGCCCUCUCCGGAGUGCCUGUUUACUUCUUCGGUAUCUAUCUUCCAGAGUCCAAGCGCCCACCCAUUAUCACUAAACUGUUAGGUGCCAUCACCCGUUUCACCCAGUUCACCUGUUUUUGUGUGCUCACCGAAUUAGACACUGUUGAUUAGAACACUUGCACCUCUUUGACCCACAAACCCACUGGUUUAGGAAGAGGAAACCAAUGUCUGGAGCAACAGGAAAGAGAUCUUCCACACUUUUAAAGACACAGAUGCACUCUUAAUGUCACUGCGUUGGAUUCCUUUUUUUAUUAUAAAAGGGUUCUGCUAAAGCCCCAGUGUACUGCAGUAUUAGCCUGAGAACCAUAUGUUAUGAAAAUGAAGGCCAUAAUGGUAUCGAAGCGCUUAUGAUACAAACACCAACUGUAUUCCUCUCAGAGAAAUGAAGACAUAAACAGCAUGCAGUGAUUUGUGUGGGCCAUUAUGAAGAACAUGGUCAAUAAUUCGAUUUGUAUUUAUAUAUAUUUUUUUAAAAUAUCUAUCAAUUUAUUUUAUCCACAGUUUUUAAGUGAAAGAUAUUUAAAUUUUCCUUAUUGAGAUGACCGUCGCACGAGUGUGUCAGUCCUCUUACAGUAUUUGGAGAGGUCAGUCCUGUGUCAUUGCCCACAUGCCGUAGCUGGUUCUAGAGGGAAGGUGACUGUAUGCAUUUGAAAGCUGAAAUCUGCUGCUAUGCUUCUGUACAUGAAGUGAAGCAU